This is a messenger RNA of Aspergillus alliaceus, 1963 nucleotides long. RefSeq names its product putative phenol 2-monooxygenase. Gene Ontology annotation, molecular function: FAD binding. The coding region runs from base 107 to 1906 and encodes 599 amino acids. The record is from RefSeq and is a predicted model, not a curated record. The transcript has 5 exons. NCBI's taxonomy places the organism in Eukaryota, Fungi, Ascomycota, Eurotiomycetes, Eurotiales, Aspergillaceae.
GGCACAUGCAAGGCAAUCCAGAGGUUUCACAACCAAUUUAAGCGCUUAUAUCUAUCUUAAUUACCUAUCUUUAAGUGCUGAAGGACACACAUACCCCGAGACAAACAUGGUGGAGAAAGUCGACGUCCUCAUCUGCGGAAGCGGAUCUGCAGGCCUCUGUGCUGCUACAUGGCUCGCGCGCUAUGGUAUCCGUUGCAAGGUGUUAGAACGCCGUGACGGGCCCAUGACUAUGGGUCAGGCGGAUGGGGUACAGUGCCGGACGGUGGAGAUCUUUGAGAGCUUCGGGAUCGGCGAGGAGCUGCUGCGAGAGUCCUACCAUGUCUUGGAGGUUGUCUUCUGGGCUGACAAUGGUUCCGGCGAUAUCAAACGCACUGGGCGAACAGCGGAUGUGCAGCCGGGGCUGUCGCAUCAGCCACAUGUGAUCUUGAAUCAGGCGCGUAUAAAUGGGUUGUUUAUUGAGUCUAUGCAGCGGUUCAAUAACCAGGAAAUUGAUUAUGGGUACGAUAUCAAGGAUGUCGAAGUGGAUAGUUCGCUCGUCAAUGAUCCCCAUUCGUUUCCAGUGAAGGUGACGGCUGAGAGGGAAGGGAGAAGCGAGGUCUUUGAGGCAAAAUAUGCUCUGGGGUGUGACGGAGCACACAGCACCGUGCGUCGUUCACUUGGAUAUGCAAUGAUCGGUGACAGCAGCGAUGCAGUCUGGGGUGUCAUGGAUAUGGUUCCUCGCACAAACUUUCCAGAUAUCCGGAAGAAAUCCACUAUCCGUUCCAAGGCGGGUAAUUUACUGAUUAUUCCCCGCGAGGGCGACGCCUGCAAUCUAACACGGUUCUACAUCGAGCUGCCACCGGGGACCAAGGCUAAAGAGGUCAAGCUAGAGGACCUACAACAGUCCGCCAAAGCUAUUCUUAGCCAGUAUAACAUAGAGUUUACUCAGACGGUGUGGUGGUCCGCGUACGCAGUUGGCCAACGCCAUGCGGACUUCUUUCAUAAGGAUUACCGCGUCUUUUUGGCGGGAGACGCCUGUCAUACCCAUUCCCCCAAGGCCGGCCAGGGAAUGAAUGUCAGCUUGCAGGACGGGUAUAAUAUUGGCUGGAAAUUGGCCACCGUCCUGAAAGGAUUGGCGCCGCCGUCCUUGUUAGAGACAUAUGUUCUUGAGCGGCAGAAGGUGGCUAUGGAUCUGAUUAAUUUCGACCGGUACUUCUCGAAGCUUUUUUCGUCUGCCGGGAAGGCGUCUCCUGCCGAAUUCCAGGAGGGCUUUAUCAGAUCUGGGGAAUACACCGCCGGCUUGACGGCCAGAUACGAUUAUUCUCCAAUUACUCUCGACGAGGAUGGGUUGCAGAAGCUGUCUACCAAUAUUGUGACUGGCAUGAGAUUACCCAGUUCAAAGGUAGUGCGAUUCUGCGAUUCAAAACCUGUACAAUUGAUGACAGCAUUGAAGUCUGAUGGUCGCUGGCGCGUAAUGGCUUUUGCGGGCGAUAUCAGCCAGCCUAAGAAUAAACCAAGAUUGGAUGCGCUUGGAAACUACUUAAGCUCAAAUGAGGGUCCCUUGCACCGCUUUCGUCCGAAGGAUGCCGACAUGGACAGUGUGAUCGAACCUAUCCUAGUGGGCUACGGGAAGCGACACAGCGUCGAACUGGAAGAGAUUCCCGAAUGCUUCUACCCUUUUGGGGGAAAGAAUCAGAUUAGAGAUCUGCACAAAAUAUACUUCGACGACGAAAGUUACAACAAAGGCCAUGGCCGUGUCUAUGAGCACCUCGGAAUCAAUCCAGAGAAAGGAGCCAUUGUGAUCAUCAGACCAGAUCAAUACGUCUCUGCUGUAAUUGCAAUAGACGACUACAAGCAGAUCGGCUGCUUCUUCGAAGGGUUCCUCAUUCCUCAAGGAGACCAUACCCUAUCCGAAAGUAAACGAUAGGCAUAAAUUUUAUACCAAAUGUAUAUCCGAAGUGUAUAACAUAGCCUACACGUAACA